Musa acuminata AAA Group (dessert banana) is the source of this 1850-nucleotide messenger RNA. RefSeq names its product transcription factor bHLH144. NCBI's taxonomy places the organism in Eukaryota, Viridiplantae, Streptophyta, Magnoliopsida, Zingiberales, Musaceae. The transcript has 4 exons. Gene Ontology annotation, molecular function: protein dimerization activity. The record is from RefSeq and is a predicted model, not a curated record. The coding region runs from base 1052 to 1588 and encodes 178 amino acids.
GAGAAGAAGGAGAUCAUGGCAAGGAAAUGAGCUGGUCUACUUACCUGCGAACGCAGCUGCCCCCCACGCGUGCUCGGGCAUCCCCGCUGUCCCUCGAUCCCCUCAUCCCCACCAUCAACCCCACACACCAUGGAACCCUUCCCCACCCCCAUUGAAUCCCACCCAAAACCCAGACCACACGAUGAUGGCAGCAGCAACAGCGGCGGCAGCAUCACCCAGACCAAAUGAUGGUGGCCUUUUCCUGCUCCCCGACGCCACCACCCCAUGAUGAGGGCCAAUCCGCCGUCACGCUCCAUCCGACGGCCGCUUUCCAAUCCCUCCCCGACCUGUGUGCUUCUCCCCAACGAUCCGACGGUAGUCAUGGAAGCGAUGGGGUGAGAAAAGGCGACGACUUUUCGUGCGUUGGAUGGAGGAGCAUCACGCGCAAUGAAGGGGGAAGAAGCGGGCGGGGGCGGCCGCGUGCGCGCACACACGUAUCCAUCCCGUUUGCCUGCCUCCUUCCCAUCUCCCUCCCCACGCCGCAUUAAUUGCCCUGCAUCGGUUUUAAUGGAAGUGCCGGAAAUAUAUCUCGGCUUCCGAGGUUCCCAUCAUUAGCUGCAUCCGAAGAAGGAAGACCGAGAUACAUAUAUAGAUCGCUGAAUUUGAUAUGCAGGGUCACAGGAAGCAACAUGCCGUGGGUGUCGCCGGCUGCGAAUUGCCACGGGAAGUGCGGUCGCUUGGUCGUCUUCUUUCGCGUCAUCCUGUGAGUGGAGUCAGGCUGUUUGAGAUUGGUGAGAGAGGAGAUCUCUGAUUGCUGAGAAUGCACAUUGAGAUCGAUCUGAAGAGGCAUCGAACAGUGGAGAAGGUUGGAGAGACCAUAAUGCAUGUCAGGAUCAUUGCUUAUUGCCAAUUGUUGCAAGUUUGUCAGGCUGAGUACUUCCGUCAGCUGCUUAAGCCCGUAACGUAGGUGGAGACUGCUGCUUUCUUCUUCUUCUUCUUCUUCGUCUGUCAAAUUCCUAACUCAUCAGUGAACACCACCACCACCCACGAUCGACGACGACGGCAGUGGAGUAUGAAGAGGAACACGAGAUACUUUGGUGGAAAGAAGGCUCCUUCGGAGGAUGCAUAUGACUCCACUGCAGGUGCGCCUGUUGCAGGGCACGAGCCCCAUGGAUUCCCUGGGCCGCUCAACAACAUCCAGUUCCAGCCGUCGGAGACGUGCCCCAAGAACAUGGUCAUCUUCGACCAGACACAUCAGCAGAGCCGGGUCAUGUUCCACCCUUGGCUGGCCCACAAGCUCGGCUCGCCCAGCUUCGAUGCCUACGGAGCUAACGCCCACGAGGCCGGCAAGAGCGGGUACGGCAACGACGAGGAGGAGGCGGAGGACAUCGACGCAUUGCUGAGUUCCGAAGAAGGUGAGGAAGAUGAGGUGGUCAGCACGGGGAGGUCGCCGUCCAAAAAGGAGAAGAUGAAGAAGAUGGUAAAGACGCUGAAGGGAAUCGUGCCCGGCGGCGACGGCAUGGACACACCUGCUGUGCUUGACGAAGCCGUGAAGUACCUGAAAUCUCUCAAGGUCGAGGUGAAGAAGAUGGGGAUGAAGCACAACUGAAGGCGGUCAAGCUUGAGGAAACCUCGAGAAGCUGUGCUGUGCUGUGCUGUGCUGUGCUGUGCAUGCCAUCAGGACAAGUGGAGAUGGGUUGCUGUAGUUGUGCUGUGACUGAAAUGUGAUGGUCUUCUUCGUUGAGUACAGUGCUUGUAUUGUGUUUUGUUGUUCUGCCAUGGCAUUGAUGCAGGGGGAAUUUUGCCCCACUCUGUUUUGAUAUUGUGGCUUUGUACUACAAGAUUGUGGUUUUAGUACUCUGUCUUCUCUC